GGCUUCUUGUUCGCGAGCAUUUCAAAAUUUAAAGCACGUAGCGAAUCUACAUGAAAGUGUGUAUUGAUUGUAAACAGCAAAUUUAGAAAACGUCAUUAAUUGUGAUACACACUGAAAUAUUUACCAACUAUGGAAGCAAAACGGAGGGAGAGCAUGAAGAUGGAGAUAGGCCAGUGUUUAGAGCAAGCCCUAGACAAACUGAGAGAUAUCUGGAAUGAGAUAGGUAUUUGUGAGGACCAGAGGGUAGAACGCCAGAAUGUUGUUCUGCAUCACAUCCGUAACCUGCUGUCAGAGAUGGUGACAGAGGAGGAAUCCCUCAGGCAAAGACUCAUGAAGAGUGUGGCAUCAUCAACAGAGAAGGUCCACACGCUGUGUAUAGAAUUGGCACUUCAGCAAUAUGAGCCCGAGAGCGGGAUCUCCAUCUUACAGCUGGAGAAAGCGUUGAGACUCCAGGUGGAGCAGUUGAGCAAGGAGAAAUCAGAUAGACUAGGUGCCCUCGAGGGUCUGCAGAAGGUUGAACAGAACCUCUGCGACACCCUUUGUACCACACCGUAUUAUAUUCCGUCAGGGACGGUACCCUCACAGGAACAGCUUAGCAUCCUCAGAGAACACAUCGAUACACUCACAGCAGAAAAGGACCAGAGAUACAAAACAUUCACCAGCACGAAGAAGGAAAUCUUAGCCCUGAUGGAGCAUUUGGAACAAGGACCGGAGACAUCGUUUGAGAGAGAAAUCAUCUGUGAGGAAGAAGAGGCAUUUGUCCUCUCCAAGGAGAACAUACAAGCUCUGAAAGACCUUCAUCAAGAGCUUGAGUUCAAAGAUACAGAGAACAGGCACACAGCAGAGGAUUUAAGAGACAGAGUGACAGCUCUAUGGAACAGACUCACGAUCCCUCAGGAGGAGAGAGACGAGGCUUCACCAAGGCUUCAAGGACACAAACCAAGCAACCUUGCUACGCUCCGAGAAGAAGUUGAGAAGUUAGAGAUCUUAAAGAGACAGAAUCUGAAGAAGGUUGUAGAUGCCAUACGGUGUGAACUAGAGAGCUGGUGGGAUAAGUGUUUUUAUAGCAGGUCACAACGCAACCAGUUUGAGGCAUUUUAUGAAGAUGACAUCACCGAAGAUCUCCUGACGCUGCACGACGAGGAGCUGGUCAAGGUCAAAGGUCACUACGAGAGGAACCAGGAGAUGCUGGAUGCGGUCCGGAAGAGAGAGGACAUGUGGAAAAAGAUGCUGGAGUUUGAGAGGAAAGCAAAUGAUCCUAACCGUUUCAACAACCGAGGUGGAAAUCUCUUGGAGGAAGAAAGAAUCAGACGAAAACUCAACAAGGACCUUCCUAAGAUUGAAAGGAACCUCUCAGAAAGGAUAGAGGAAUACGAGCAACAGACUGGUGAAGAGUUCCUUGUGGAUGGGUGUAGGUUCAUGGACUAUGUAGCCGCCCAGUGGGCAGCUCAUGAAAACCAGAAGAAGGUCAUCAAGGAAGAAAGGCUGAAUGCUCGUAAACGUCAGACGGAAGCUGAGAUGCUCCAUGGUAGUAAACCAAACACCCCAGUCAAGAGGAGAUUUGUUGGUCUUACCCCAACCAAGACACCAAAGAGAUUAAGAGGGGCAAAUGGCAGUGUAGCUGCAUCCCCCAGACUUGGUGUGUCAUCUGUUCAUUCUAGCAUCAUGCCGUCCCCUAGAACUAGCCGGACCAAGCCCCCCACCGGAGCCUCUACCGCAAGGACCCCUAAGAAGCUGAGGAACACCCCUGCCCGGAACACCUACCGCAAGGUGCUCGGAGACAAGAACGGUAGUGGUUCGUCUUCUGCCUUUAGUACCAGCACGGUGUCCGGGGGUCAUACACAAUCUAAUAACAUGAGCACAUUGUCCGUCACAUCAUCCUGCGGAACAUAUACCGACUUUGCAAAGGAGCUUGAAUUGCAGAGUAGGAGGUACUGCCGUAGCAGCACAGUUGCGUCUCCAACAUGAGGACUCUCAGACGAGUGUACUUAGAGGGGAUCUAUAGGGCUGCACAUUACUUGAAAUGUACAUAAGGAAUGCAAAACUUCACCUUGCAUAUAACUGCAGACGUUGCACUGUCAUAACACGUGACGUCUUCAGCCCCCCCCCCCCUUUUUUUCUGUAUGUUUUGUUUUCAUAGACUUUCUAAUUUUUAAUACUGAUAGCGAUCUUUUUUUUUUCAUUUUUACACAGUAUUGCUUACAGUGUUGAUGCUGCUCAACUCUGUUGGUAGACAAAAAUCCAGAGGAAAAAUUGAGCAAAUCAGUCAUGAUUUGUGAAUUUUAUUGCAUUUCAUCAAACAUUUAUAAAUUGAGAAUUAAAAUAUACCAUUUGAUUGUUGAAGUGUAUGAAUGAUAAAGCAUAUGAUCAGUCGAUUGAAAUACUUAGAAUUUAGAAAAAUGUCUUCUGUUUAGAAAAAUUCUCAUUAAUGCUACAAUGAAUUUGGUUAAGCAUUCAAAAUAAACCUUACAUUAAAGUUUUUUUGCUAUUUCUAAGAAUAGAUCGCUAAAACAUGACUAUGAAAGAUGCGUAUUUAUUUAUUUCUUCUGAGAUGACAACUUUGCAAAUUACAUUUAUGCAAUAAUCUUAGUAGAUAUAGGACUAAUCAUAUAUGCCUUGCUCUUCUUUAUUUGUAAAUAUUUCCUGACUCUUUGACUUUGUAAAUAUUUUUAUUUGGGACACUUUUUGCUCAGAAAAGCAUUUACUUGCCUCCUCAAACGAGACUUGGUGACUACAGUUUGCAAUACAAGAACCAUACAAAUAGCAGGAGUAAAUUGCUCUUAAAUAUUUUCAGAAUAGCAUUAUAAAGUGUAAUUUAUCACAAAACAUCUUUAUUUGACAUUUCCUAAAUAAUUUAAUUGUGAAAUGAUAUAUUGUGUUCCUGGAGACAGACUAGUUGGGGAAAGAAUGUUUAAAAUGAUUGAAAAAGAAAUAAGAAAAACAAUAUCCUUGAUCUUUCCCUUCAUCAUCAAUUAAAAAAUUGAGAUUAAGCUUUGUUGAAAAUGCUGAUUUUAAAUGCACCAUUAUAGUGAAACAAAAUAGAUACAGUGAAACUUACUACAGUUAAGGCUGCAUAAAUAAACACGCUCUUCGUUGAAUAAUCACCUUAAUUGAGGCAAUUUUCAAAUAACGUUUUGCAUAAGCAUGUGUACAGUGUAUUAUCAUAUCAACCUCUUCUACAUGUACAAGUAACUCCAUUUCUCAUAAGUUGGACAGAUCUAUGUAGUGUCAAGAGAGUUUACUUUGGCAGACUCCCAUGCAGUUAUAUCUAUGUUAUCAGGACAACAUUAAUUCAAAUGUGACUUUAAUUUUUUAUUUGUAGCUCUGUUACCAUAGUAAUUGAUUUUUUCCAGAGAUGAGAUUUCACGAUCCAUGCUAAGAUCAUUCCUAUUACAAACUUUAUUUCAGAGUUCUAGAUCUUAACUAAUUCGGAGCCAGAACUCAAAAGAAAAAAGACUUCUUUUUAAAGUUUAAGUAAAUAUUCAAUGAUAUUAUCUUCUUACAUUUCAAUUUUCCAAAUGUGAUUGUGGAGUGUGGUGACCAUUUUUUUUUCCAUAUUUUUUUUUUUGGGGGGGGGGAAUCUGGGCCCACAUUUACAAUUGAUACGAUCAACCUCAACUAUAUGGAAAGCCAUCAAUGUCAUAAUUUUUUACUUCAGUAAAUGUACACAAUGUACUCUGUAAGCAAAGGGGAGCAUACUGAAUUGCCAAGAAAAAAAUUAUACAUGUGAAAAUACAUCACAUCUUGAAGAAACUUGCAUUUACAAUGUUGAAGAUGUUGGCUUGCCAUAGUUGUGGUUGAUUGCAUUGUAAGACGGGACCUGGACUAUUCAUUUGAGGACAUUUAACAAAGAAUAAUACUGCAUUUCAAUGCUUAACAUUGUGUUUUAUAUAAAGUAGCAAUCACAUUUCUUUUUUUCUUCAUUUUGCUUCCAAUCUGAAAGCAGCAUUGUAAUUGAACUUAACGAUACUUUUGCUCUGAUAUAUUAUAAAUAAAUCAAUAUGGAUUUAUUCUCCCAAUCUGGAAGCUACAGUAAAGUCCUUCGGUGUACACAGUAUCACAUGAUGUGUAAUUAGCAGCAUACAGGUACAUGUACACUAUUACUACAUUGUCCUAAAACACACAGGAAAUUGCCCAUUGGCUGUGCGUGUAUAUGCAGGUAAUUGAACUAGCGUAUCGUUGAGUAUGUUUGUAAGUGAACUAUGAAAGCCUUGCACUAGCUAGGAAACCCGCAAAUAUUGUCUUUCGCUAUCAUAUGAUCUUCUUUACAUGACCUAUGAUGCAAAGUCCAGUGUAAAACAUUAACCAUGUAUACUUGCCCUACUUUGCAAAGGGAAGCAUGUCACAAUAGUGUAAUUUCCGGUAAAGAGCCGAAAUCUGUCCAUGGUUUCAUUACAAAGACACCAAACAUGCUUAUAGUGUAUGAUAUUUCACCAUUCAUAACAACAUGUUUUUCUAUGAAAUUUUACCUGGAAGAGAUCAAUUUGUAAAAUGUAUUGCAAACUAACUUUUGUUUAAUAUGUCAUUUAAUUCCAUUAGUCAAAGUACAGUUUAGUUAUGUACAUGUAUAAUAGAAAAAUGAGAUGCAGAUGUAGAAUACAAGUAACUCAUGGUCAACAGUAUCAUGUUUAACUAAGGGGGUGUUGCAAGAAAAUAUUUGCGAUCAAUUGCAAAUAUUCUGUUGAUAGAUCAUUGUAAGCUGUAGCAAAUCAGACUAAACUUCUUGUUUCAAGGAGCAGAUUAGCAAUCGAUCACUAAUUUGCAAUUAAUUGCAAGACAUACGAUUGAUUUAGGAACCAAAAAUAGACUUGCGAUUGAUCGCAAGUUUCUUGCAACACCCCAUAAGACCUUCAGUAAGACAGGGGAGAUUGAACAAUUACACAGAAAUCAAUACAUACUUGUUACUUUCAUAAAAAAAUCAGAAAAAUCCAAACCAGCAUGUACCUUUUUUUAUUGAACAUUAAUUUUCUUUUCAGAAAAGGCCUUGUCAUGGUAAUAGGUUAUUUUUGUAGCACCAUGUACCGGAAAAUGUUUUGAAAAACAGGAAAAGAGCUGUUGGAUUGGAAGUCACAUGUUUUCAUGCAAUUCAAAGUGACAUGACGUCAGACCAUAUUAAGUACAAUCAUAAUGUAUCCAACCUCCCCCCACCCAGUAAUAUUUGGCUGAUGAUCGACAUGUAAAUAAUCACUAUUUUCAUAUUCCUUAAAUAUGAGACUAUCAAAAGUAUUCUAAACGAGGCAUUAAAUCAUUUCAAUAUUCAGAAGAUUCAACCUAUUUGGAGCUUGUGGGAAUUUCCAAAAAAGAGAACAUUGACAAGGAAGUUAUAUUGUAUUCAGUGGAAUAAGAAUUGUAAUUAUGGAACUCAAUAUGAUGUACAGUUGAUUUAUGACUAGUGUCAAUAAAGUAGAGCAUUCAUAUUCCUGAACGAGGCAUUAAAUCAUUUCAAUAUGAUGUUGAUAUAUUCAGAAGAUUCGACCUAUUUUGAGCUUGUGGGGAAUUUUCAAAAAGAGAACAUUGACAAGGAAGUUACAUGUACUAAUUCAGUGGAAUAAGAAUUGUAAUUAUGUAACUCAAUAUUAUGUGUAGUUGAUUUAUGACUAGUGUCAAUAAAGUAGUACCCUCCCACGCAGUAUCGAUAAGUGGGCAAUUAUUAGAAAAUAAUGAUAAAAAUAGAAAAUAUUGUUUAGAGAAGCAUCAAUGAUAUACCUUAGAAAUAAUUCAUUCAGUUCAAUUACAUAUCCAAAUCCACUGUAUUUUCAAGUUGAGGCAUUUCCAUUACCAUUGCAUUUGAAGGCCUUUUAAAGACAUGAAGCCCCAAAUUUAUUCUAAUGAACAUGUAUGGUAUUCUUUAUAUAUACCAUACAAAUACUAUUUUAAAAAACUGCUAGCAUCAGAAACAUAUCAUUGUAAAUAUUUUUAUCUUGUAGCCAUGUAUAUAGAAGUAUCUUUAAUCUGUAGCAUGUAUUGAAAAUUGCUGUAUCAAUUCUGUGUACAAACUCAAUUAUGAAUAUAAAGAGCUUUCCUGCGUAAAGAAA
Molecule: messenger RNA, 6035 nt
Organism: Lytechinus variegatus (green sea urchin)
Lineage: Eukaryota; Metazoa; Echinodermata; Echinoidea; Temnopleuroida; Toxopneustidae
Gene: prc1
Product: protein regulator of cytokinesis 1-like
Exons: 13
Coding region: 130-1968 (612 amino acids)
Biological process (GO): microtubule cytoskeleton organization; mitotic spindle midzone assembly
Cellular component (GO): mitotic spindle midzone; spindle; cytoplasm
Molecular function (GO): microtubule binding
Source: RefSeq, a predicted model, not a curated record